AUGUCGGCACCACCACCUCAGGGGCCGGGAGGCUUCUCCCUCUUCCCAAAUACUACUGCCAGACCACCGUCGAGGAGUCAGAACCAGCAGAGACCACCGACUAGGUCAGGGACACCUCAGGAGGGGCCGUCCAAUUCGACAGAGGCAUCGCCUCCUCGUGGUCCGAGGAUAAGGAGGGACUCUUCAGUCAGGGAAGGAAAGCAGAGGGUUGCAUCAACCAAUCCAUGGCAACAUGCUCUUGACGCUCGAGAAUCUCAACGACGGCAAUAUCCCCAGGAGAGCGAGACCAGGCCGUCCAAUGCUGUACCUGUCCCGGACCCCGUGGUUGAGACGGCAUGUGCUCAGCCGGUGAGCGAUCCACCGCAGCGAUGCGAGACAGCCUUCUCCGAAGCGCAGACACUUGUCAGGAGUAACAGCGCUCGAUCUCGAAGCUCAAUUGCCAAACCACCACUCACAUACGCCCCGGCCGGUCAACCUUCUUCUUCAGGAGGACCAUCUUCCUCGUCCCAUCAAAACCCACCACAACUUCGCUCCAUCUUUCCCACCUACAACCCCGAGCUUCCUCUGGACAGACAGGAGUACUACCCAAAAGAAGCCUCCCCAACCCGCAUUCCCCAAGCAGCCAUCUCCCGUCCUCUCUACUCCCCACGACGAGAGCGCGCCCCAACAGUCACCAGCAACCACAACCCUCAAUCACCCCCCCAAGGACCAAUCCAGUCCCCAGCGCCCACCACAACCUCUUCCCGCUGGCCCCGCCACCACGAACCGGCCGUAAUCCCGCCCGUCUCCUCAACAGAAGAACUGCGCUCCCUCUGGAAAGUAACCAACGGCUGGAAAGCCUCCUCCCUCGAAGGCCGCCCCUUCUGCCUCAAACUCACCACAACCCCGGACGCCCCGGUCUACACCCUCUCCUCCUCCACCUCGCAACCCUUCUACUGCCUCCGAAUCGACCCAACCUCCGCCUCCGCCCUCGUCUCCCUCUCCCGCUACGACCCAAACAAACCCUUCAAACAAUCCCCCCCCUCCCCAAACAGCGGCUCCCCCUCCCAAUCCCCAACCCCAGGUGGCGUCUCCCAAUCGGCAAACAUAAUCAACUCCUCCCCCUCCACGCCCCCCUCCUCCACCUCCCUCCGCACAAGCAUGUCCCUCCGCACAAGCAAAUCCACCCGCUCCCUCCAACACAACGCCAAAAACUGGCUAGAAGUCCUGACAACCUCCCUCACUCCCCCCGGCCUGAGGAACGAAAACGACGGUUUGGUCGCCCAGUUAUGGCCCUCAGCCGCAGCACGCCUGGUAGCCGACCGCUCCAACGACGCAACAACCGUGGCGCUCGCGCAGCAAGAAUCCGCGCGGUUAGUCUUCGAUCCCGAUUCGGGCAACCACUUCCUCGUCCACCCCGCCUUAGCCAUGCCCUUUUGCGUGACGAUAGAGAGAAACCCGGUUUAUUCAAGAACAGAAUACACCCUCGAGCACCUCGAAUCGCCCGUCCACCUCGCCAAACUCACCCGCGACGGGACAGGGCAGGGUUGGCUGGAAGUCGACACCUCCAUCGCGGCCAAGAUCGAGGCGGUGUACCUGGUUGAUGUUGUUGUUGCUGCGUUGGUGCUGGUCGCGCACGGGGACGACCAAUAUACCGCCGGUGUCGAGGUCUUCGAGCCGCCUCCAGUUGUUUUUGGUGGGGGGAAUGGUUCUGUCAUCUCCGGCGACCGUCGCUCUUCACGGUCGUCCAGACGGGCAGGGGGCGAUUCCCGUGCGAGCAUGAGAAGAGAAGAGAAACAACGGAAGAAAGAGGCCAAGAAGGCGGAGAAGAGGUCUAAAAGCCGAUCCAGCAAGAAGAGAAUGGAGCAGUUCGAGAUGGACCUCGAGAGCCAGGAUAGUGAAUACGGCAAACGAUCGGUGAAAGAAAAGGAGGAGAAGUUACCUGCUGUGUUGAGGGCGUUGGUGUGGCUGAUCAAGAUUUUCUUCAAAUGCUUGAUUGGGAGUCUAGCGCUGGUGUUUAAAUGUCUCGGGGGAAUCAUCAACGGGUUGGCGAGAUGUUGUGGGUUAGGGAAGCUAUAG
Podospora pseudocomata is the source of this 2058-nucleotide messenger RNA. RefSeq lists its product as uncharacterized. Lineage: Eukaryota; Fungi; Ascomycota; Sordariomycetes; Sordariales; Podosporaceae. The record is from RefSeq and is a predicted model, not a curated record. The transcript has a single exon. Bases 1 to 2058 code for a protein of 685 amino acids.